CACCUUGGGCCUAUCAGAACCUUAGCUAUGGAAUCUGUGUCAUCUCCAAAAUUCCUCUCCACCCUUCUUCUGUUUCUAAUCCUUUCAUUUCUUCUUGCCUUGGCAUCAGCUUCACUUGCAUCCCAAGGGAGGGCCCUCCUCCAGUGGAAAGCCAGCCUCCAGAGCCAAGGAUCACUUGAAUCUUGGAACCUCGAUACCAAUCCAUGCAACUGGACUGGAAUCACAUGCAACAUCACACGUCAAGGCCGACAUGUGAUCAGGGAGGUGAAUCUGGCCCAUAUGGGUCUGGCAGGAACGCUGAAUGGACUCAACUUCUCCGCCCUGUCAUCACUUACUAGUCUCAACCUCACAUUCAACGAGCUCCAUGGAAGCAUCCCUCCCACCAUAUCUGCUCUUUCGAAGCUCACCUCUCUUGAUCUCUGCACUAAUAACUUCAUAGGGACAAUUCCACUACAAAUCAGCUCUUUGACAAAGCUCAACUCCUUCAAUCUUAGCGACAAUCAGAUAAGCGGUUCCAUCCCUCCUUGGCUAAGUAAUAUGACAAGGCUUAACUUCUUAUACCUAUCCCAGAAUAACUUUUCAGGUACCAUCCCUAAGGAAUUAGGAAGGCUCGAGAGUCUCUUGGAGUUGACAAUCUCCACCAACCAUAUAACAGGUUCCAUCCCUCCUCCUUUGGGAAAUUUAACCCGGCUUCAAUUAUUGUAUUGCUCCAACAACGGGAUAUCUGGCUCCAUCCCUCCCGAAUUAGGGAAUCUCGUAAACCUGGUUUAUUUAGACAUGGGUAAUAAUAGUCUAUGA
Molecule: messenger RNA, 798 nt
Organism: Phoenix dactylifera (date palm)
Lineage: Eukaryota; Viridiplantae; Streptophyta; Magnoliopsida; Arecales; Arecaceae
Source: RefSeq, a predicted model, not a curated record